ACCACUCCAGAAGCUACAAACACAAACCAUUCUCUCAAACCAACCUUUUUUUUUUAUACAAAUCACUUCAUCAUCACACAACCAACAAUGGCUUCUAGACCAAACCCUUUGGGUAAUCAAUCGAGUAAAAAGCCUACUACUAUCCAACUGCAAGUAAAAUCUGAACAAGAAAUUGUUUAUUCACUUAAAAAAAGGAAGGAGAUCAAUUCUGCUUCAGAAAAGUUUUGUAAUGAAGUUGAUGAACAGAAAUCAUGCCCCCUAUGUAACAGAAAUCUUCUGGUCACUGCAACUGAAUGCAACAACCCAUGUGAUCUUUGUUGCAAGGAAACAGAGCCUAAACUUAAAGCAGGCUAUGGCCGGAUGUGUGAUGCCGACAAUCCUCACGAUACCAGCCGUGUGAUCCCUGCGGUACUCGACCAACAGCCUGCCAUUAUAGAAGAUCCAAGGGGAUUGUGGCGAGGGAAUGCUGUUGGACAGCUAGAAAAAGAGAUGUUUUGGGCGGUAGAGGACCGCUAUCCGCAAACAUUUCAAAGGCUAGACAGUAUUCCGAAGUAGUUUCAGCCGUCAACUUUGAAACAACCUCAUGUUUUCAUUAAAAGUUUUAUGCAAAAAUCUGUGCAUCAAUUGGGAGAGGAUGGGCUCACUAGUCUUGAAAUGGAUAUAGAUUUUUUUUGAGAGGAUUGGUUCGAUCUCUCAUGGGCCCGUAACAGGGUACACAUGGUAAGAGAUCUCAAAUUUGGGAAUGACCCGUUGAGGCUGGAGUUGGUUGAAGCAAUUUCGAGGAUUGAGAGGGCUCGGGUAGAGCUUGAGAGGGCUCAGGUAGAGUAUGAUAAGGCUGCAUAUGUCCGAAACAUGAAGCUACAUGAGAUGGCAAACAAGUAUGGCUCUGCUUAUGAUGACGUGUUAAAUGGCGAACUUGGUUUCGGUAUGCUGCCUAGGUACUAGGUAAUGAGUAUUUUAGAUUUUAGGCGCAGUUUAUUAUGUGUAUAUAGGCAUAGGGGUUUAGACAUUCGUCUGAUUAACUUGAGGUUUAUUGGUUUGUCUGGUUCUCCGGUUAAUGUUUUUCGGCUUGGUCCGGUUCAAAACCCGCGGGUUGCUAGUCAUUUUUAUAUAUCUAUGAUUAUAUGUACCUCUCAGUUUAAAAAAGAUUGAUUAAAUCAGGUAUUUAAGUA
This is a messenger RNA of Helianthus annuus (common sunflower), 1172 nucleotides long. RefSeq lists its product as uncharacterized. Bases 88 to 555 code for a protein of 155 amino acids. Lineage: Eukaryota; Viridiplantae; Streptophyta; Magnoliopsida; Asterales; Asteraceae. The transcript is spliced from 4 exons. The record is from RefSeq and is a predicted model, not a curated record.